GAAAUUGCAAGGGAAUAAAGUAUAACGUACCAGUACCAUAUUCCUUCAUUAUGCCCUGUGAAAUAGUUGGACUGUUAUGUUUGAUUUUUUCUGCAUUUUAAAAGUAUAUUUUACAUUUGUUUUUAGUUUGGAACUAACAAUGAUAAAUCACACCAGUGUUUUGUGGGGUUACAGGCAGUUAUGAUCUCAUCUUACUAUUAAAACAUAUAAUAUUUGUUAACAAAGAUUCUUCCGAUUGAUACAUCUACAAACUAAUGCAUCACUACUAAAUCUCCUAUUUUGAAUAUCAAGUUUUGCAUAAAAAGAAUUUAAGUCCAUAUAUGAAGAGGAUAAGUGAAGUAAAACUGUUUAAUGGUUGUGUAAUAUUUAUAACAUUUGUUUCAGGGCCAGCAGUGGAGUAGCCAACUUCAGCAGGAAUGAUAGACAGAGUUCUAUUAACAAGAAACGGACAGUGCGGUACCAGGAGUACACGCCUCUGGGAAGGUCGAUAAUGCAGGGAACUGUGAAUCUUCCACCCUAUUUUUCUUUUCGGGUGAUGUCCUACAACAUCCUAGCGGACACACAUAUGGCCACAUACAUGGACAACUACAAAAAAAUGUCCUCCUGGGUGUCUCAGUUGGGAGAACAGAAAGAAAACACUCUUCCAUGAGAUUUUGGCUGAGACACCAGACAUCUCCUGCUUGCAGGAAGUAGAAGAUGCUCAAAAGGAGGACCUAUUUGAACCCUUUAGGACAAAGGGUUACGAUGUCCUGUAUGUUGGCCGUGGCGGGGAUAGGCCAGAUGGCUGUGCGGUGAUGUAUAGGACAAGUGAAUUCCGGGUUGUAGAUUUUACCCCUAUUCACUACCAGCGUCCAGAGGUAGGUCUCUUGGACCGCCCAAACGUGGGCAUGGUAGUGAAAUUUGAGGUGAGACGGCACCCGGGUCACUUUGUGGUGGUGGCUAACACCCACCUCCUAUACAAUCCACGCCGCAUGGACAUCAAGCUCUGUCAGCUGACCAUCCUGCUGGCAGAGACAGAGCGGAUGGCCUCCUGUGGUCCUAACAAAUAUCACCCCGUGAUUCUUGCUGGAGACCUGAACGCUCGGGCGGACUCGGGCCUGAUUUCUCUGCUGAGGAACGGGUCUGUGGACUGCCGUGACGUAGUUCCGGGUCACUGGCGCAAUGUUAGGAUUACAGACAGAGAGACACUGUCAGUGCCCAUCGGUCUGCUCGGCAAGUAUCUGAAUAUUUCGGAUACAUGCCAGUAUACUGAUGUGGUUGCUGCCAGGGCACAAGGGUUGGAGGAUCCCAGGAAAAACUCAGCUAUGGGGGUGGAUGAGCUGGAUAGAAUCUCCCCAAGAACCCUCUCCCCCCAGAAAGUGUUAGGUCUCGAGGAACUCCUCGAGAAGCUUCGGGUUUGCUCUGACAUCAGCCUGGGGUCUGCCUGCAAUGCCACAGGUCUCUCUCAAGUCGUAACAUCCCCGCCAAAGAAUGAAAACGAAUAUAGGGUGGUAAGAAAUUACAUCGCCCCUCACCUUAGGAGCUCUUCGUGGUGCUUGAGGCAUCCCUUCCACUUCAUGGAUGUCUACCAGAAUCCUAUCACUGGUAGACAUGGGAGCCUCAGACAGGGCAAUCAGAAGCAGCUAUUUGUCAAAGAUUACAUAUUUUUACAGUGUGAACUCCAGCCCCUAAUCAGCUGA
This is a messenger RNA of Homalodisca vitripennis (glassy-winged sharpshooter), 1679 nucleotides long. RefSeq names its product protein angel homolog 1-like. The record is from RefSeq and is a predicted model, not a curated record. The transcript has 11 exons. Bases 795 to 1679 code for a protein of 294 amino acids. Lineage: Eukaryota; Metazoa; Arthropoda; Insecta; Hemiptera; Cicadellidae. Gene Ontology annotation, molecular function: 3'-5'-RNA exonuclease activity.